AUGUCGACUCUCUCCGCAGACUACGCCGCCCCCAGUGGGACACACGCCUUCUCCGCCCCGCCCCCCGCUGCCUCCGCCUCCGCCUCCGCCUCCGCCGCCACCGCCUCCGCCUCCGCCGCCACCGCCACCGCCACCGCCGAACGCAUCGCCGUCCUGAGCGCCCUGCAAUCGGACCUCCAAUCCCUCCAAUCCAACAUCAACGCCUUCCUGACCCAAAAGAUGGCAGACGACAAAGCCAGCGACGCCAACGAGGAGGAGAACUACGGCGAGGAGGUCGUCGACGAGGAAUGA
Messenger RNA from Ascochyta rabiei, 291 nucleotides. RefSeq lists its product as uncharacterized. NCBI's taxonomy places the organism in Eukaryota, Fungi, Ascomycota, Dothideomycetes, Pleosporales, Didymellaceae. Bases 1 to 291 code for a protein of 96 amino acids. The record is from RefSeq and is a predicted model, not a curated record. The transcript has a single exon.